Branchiostoma belcheri (Belcher's lancelet) is the source of this 900-nucleotide messenger RNA. Its product is annotated as CD209 antigen-like protein C. NCBI's taxonomy places the organism in Eukaryota, Metazoa, Chordata, Leptocardii, Amphioxiformes, Branchiostomatidae. The coding region runs from base 19 to 900 and encodes 293 amino acids. The transcript is spliced from 3 exons. The record is from RefSeq and is a predicted model, not a curated record.
UGUCCUGGAGGUUACACAAUGGGGCAUGAAAUCUGCUACAAGGCCUUCAGCGAAAGGAAGUCCUUCGACAAAGCUGCCGCGGCCUGUCGUGCAGACGGCGGCACCCUCGCCAUGCCCCGAGACGCUGAGACCGACGCCUUCCUCAUCUCCCUGUACAAGUCCGUGAGCGACGGUUCGGCCUUCUGGUUCGGCCUGCACGAUCAGCGCGAAGAGGGAAGGUUUGAGUGGGUGGACGGUUCUUCACUUAGGUCGUACAGCUCCUGGGCUCCGGGAGAACCGGACGACUCUUUCGGCAUGGAAGAUUGCGUCUCUUACUCCUCAAUGUCAUUCAAGAAAGACAAGUGGAACGACGAAAACUGCCGCAUGCCGAAUCACUUUAUAUGCCAGGCUGCACCAGCAUCGUGUCCGAAAGGUUACACAAUGUGGCGUGGGACCUGCUACAAGGCCUUCAAGAAAAUGAAGACCUUCAACGAAGCGGCGGCAGCCUGUCGUGAAGACGGCGGAACCCUCGCCAUGCCCCGAGACGCUGGGACCGACGCCUUCCUCAUCUCCCUGUACAAGUCCGUAAGCGACGGUCGGGGCUUCUGGAUCGGCCUGCACGAUCAGGGCGAAGAGGGAAGGUUUGAGUGGGUGGAUGGUUCUGCACUUGGGCCGUACAGCUCCUGGAGUCGUGGAGAACCGAGCAGCCUUUUGCUGUGGGGCGACAACAGCGAUUGCGUCUCUUACUCCUCAAGGCCUUUCCAGAAAGACAAGUGGACCGACGAAAACUGCAGCAUGCCGAAUCACUUCAUAUGCCAGGUUGCAUCAGGUCGUUUUUUUCAGGACGUCCAUAGGCGACAGGCGGGACUCUCACCACUACUGUACAACGGCUCUCCGACCAUCCGCAGUAAAACUAACUAG